This is a messenger RNA of Parasteatoda tepidariorum (common house spider), 1057 nucleotides long. Lineage: Eukaryota; Metazoa; Arthropoda; Arachnida; Araneae; Theridiidae. The record is from RefSeq and is a predicted model, not a curated record.
AGAUUGCUUGGGGUUAAACAUAUUAGAACUACCCCCUACCACCCUGUCAGCAAUGGCAUGGUAGAGCGUUUUCAUCGCUCGCUCAAGCAAUCUCUCAAGUGCCACAACAAACUUAAAUGGACUGAAUCCCUACCUAUAGCUCUCCUGGGAUUACGCUCUGCAUUCAAAGAGGACUUAAAGUGCACCUCUGCCGAACUUGUCUACGGUAUGACACUUCGUCUCCCAGGUGAAUUCCUAGCUCCUACAUCAAAUAGUGACGAAUCUCACCCGUCCGUGUUUGUUAAUCAACUGAAGAACAUGAUGCCGUCCAUAGCUCCAACCCCAGCAUCAUCACACAGCGAGCCAGGCUCGUUUGUCCACCCUUCCCUUGCGAGCUACACCCAUGUUUUUGUCCGUCAUGGUGUUGUUAAGAAACCACUCCAAACCCCCUAUGACGGGCUUUUUCAAGUCAUAGACAGAGCUGAAAAAUUCUUAACCAUCUCCAUCAACAACAAACCGACAACUAUUAGUAUUGACCGUUUAAAACCCAGUUUUUCUGUGAACUUCGACAAAACCAGCUCAACAGAAAGUGUUUCCAAAGCAUCCGUUCCUAUCUCCAGACCUCCUUCCCCAAAGCCAACUUCCAGCAUGGUAAAUGCUGAGACGAACACUGUUUUGCCAAAGACAAACGUGACUCGAUCUGGGAGGAGGGUCCGUUUCAACUCCAAAUAUCUGUGACCUUAGUGCCAAGGCACUUGGGGGGGAGUACUGUGGUGAACCACCUUCUCACCAGAUGGCAGUGAACUCUACUUGCCAGGUGGCAGUGCAAAACAUUUCUCUCAACCUUUUUAUAAGAUGGCAACAUCUCUUGUGUUCAAACUUUAGUUUCCAGAAUCUGGCAGCAGCUCAAAAAAACAUUCAUUCGGGCUUGCUGACCGGUGAACAUUCACCUCUUUUAAAAAUGCUGCUGUCGUUAAUCAUGUCUGUCUUUUACAUUGUAACUUAAUAUGAUUUCUUCUUUUUUUAAUUAUUAUUAAACUGUUGUGAUUAUUAAUUUUAUUGAAUCAAUUUAUUUAAU